GCAGCAACCCUUUUUGAGGUUAUGUGAUUUUUUGUUGUCCCCAUUGUUGGUGUCCUCUUUAUAAAAGUGUUUUGCCUGGUUUUUACCAAUUUUCCUCAAAAAGUUUUAUAAAUCUCAAAUCAAAAAUAGCCCAAAAUGACAGAAUAUAGUGCCUCAGGGGCAGAAGUGAUGAUUAAACAGGAGGAAAGUGAGGAAAUUGAGGAAAUGUGUCGUCUUUGUGUUGCAAGAUCAAUCUCCUUCUUCUCAGUCUUCUCGGAAAAUCUUCAAGAACUCCUGGCCACGCAUCUUGGUGUUUCAAUUAGUGAAUCCGAUAAUUGGCCUAAAUUUGUAUGUUCCGGAUGCGUGGAGAAAGUUCAUGAUGUUGUUCACUUUAUUACCACAAUCCGAGAGAGUGAGAAUAUUUUGCGUGAUCUUUUUGGGGAACGUGAGAAUAUCCCUAGGAUUGUCAAUGUACUAUCCGGUGAACAAUGUAAGAGUAUCAAGGAAGAAGUAGAAAAAUCUCCUACCAAUCAGGACAGUGGAAUCCUGAGGCAAAUGCUACUUGGUGAUAUUUCCAAGUGUUCAUACAUUACCCAGAAAUUAUCACUACCUUCACCAUCAACCUCACUUCUCAGAGAUCAAUUGCUGAAGCCUCUCCCAAGCCGUCCCAAGCGUGCUGUACGGUCUUUCUCCAAAGAUCAUCCAAUCAAACGCCGACGACGGAGACGGGCAAUGACUUCUGAAGAAAUAGAAGCUACUCAGGCUCGCAUUGAGAAAUUCUACAGAAUACAAUGUGACAUCUGUAAGGAUAUUUUUGUAAGAUUCCGAGAUCUCGAAGAUCAUUUCCAGGACAUUCACAGUAGAAAGGCCUACAUCAGAUGCUGCAAACUCAAGUUUUCCGGAUUAACCAAUCUCAGCGAGCACAUUCAGUACCAUGCCGAUCCAGAGACCUUUAGAUGCCAUGAAUGUGGGAAAUGUUUCAAGUAUCAAUGUAGUCUGGAUUUUCAUGCUCUGAACACUCAUACUCCGCACGAGAUGAGAAAAUAUCCGUGCCCCAGCUGUCCGCAACGCUUCGUCACUUCGAAGAUGCUGAGGCAGCAUGCGAUAGUGCAUGCUGCCGCAGAUGAAAAGAAGCACAACUGCCCUCAUUGCCAGAGGGCAUUCGAAAGGCUGACCUGUAUGAAGAGGCACGUUAGAACAUUCCACGAAGGAGGCGCCAACAUAAUCUGUCAGGUUUGUGGUAUUCUUUUUCGGGAUACUCAAAUACUCAAGCGCCACCAGAUCGUACAUAAUGAGCAGCAAAGUGUCUCUUGUGAAAUUUGUGGCAAGAGCUUCCAGAACAAGUACAAUCUGACCAGCCACAUGCGUCUUCAUCUGAACUCCAACGAAACGUAUGAAUGUCAUUUUUGCGGCAAGAAGUUUGAUCAGAAAUAUGCCAUAAGAUCCCACAUAAACUAUGUUCAUAUGAAGAAGAGAACGCACAAGUGUCCGAUGUGCCAGAAUGCGUACAAGACUGUUCCGGAACUCAAGGAACACAUGGCUGUUCAUACUGGUGAGCUGAAUUUUCGUUGUAGAUUUUGUGACAAAAUGUUUGUUACAAGAUCUCAAAGGUGUGCUCAUGAGAAGAAUCUUCAUCCGGAGGAUUAUGAAGCAAUUGUGGGUGAAAAGAGGAUUGAGAAAAUUACUUUUGAAAUGUCUGAAAUUCAACCAAUUAAAGAAGAACCUAAUGACUUAUUAUGAAAAAGACUCGACAAUUUUUAGAAGAGCUAAUUUAUAAAAGAACAUUUAGAGAUUUUAGAGAACAUUUUUACAUAUUUGUACGAUUUCUAUGAAUAAUGUUUAGCAGACAUUUUCUCGUAGCAAAAAAAUAAGUGAAAUUAAUUUUGAGUAUGUUAAUUUUUAUUAUUGUGAAUUAGGGCCAAAUAUUUUUAUUUAUGAUUGCAGAAUUUUUUAUAUUUACUUUUUAAUGGACAAAUUGUAAUUAAUAUACUCAGUUUUGAGCACUGAAAAAUCUGCAAAUAUGUGUCUUUUCACUUAAUAAUCUAUCUGAGACUAAAUGUGAAAUUUUAGUGAAUAAAAAAACCUCCCUGAAGCUGGCCGAAG
Molecule: messenger RNA, 2082 nt
Organism: Phlebotomus papatasi
Lineage: Eukaryota; Metazoa; Arthropoda; Insecta; Diptera; Psychodidae
Product: zinc finger protein 43-like
Exons: 3
Coding region: 136-1719 (527 amino acids)
Cellular component (GO): nucleus
Molecular function (GO): zinc ion binding
Source: RefSeq, a predicted model, not a curated record